GUGACGCAAACAGAGUACGCUUUAAUGGCGUCAGACGUACGCUGUGUUGUAAACGGUAGAGCGACGGAAGAAGGAUGAGAAAGCUCUAGCGUAUAUGUUUGUUUUGUUUUGUUUUUUUUCUCAUCGGUGUAAAGUAAAUCCGUCUUCAUCCUUUUUUAAACGCUUCGCUUCUAAAAAGAAAACAUCCGGAGCAUAAAGUCGACAUUUUAGUCUUCGUGUCGAGCCCGAAAUUGUGACGGUGCGACGCUCGGAAUGUUAGAAAACAAAUGGUGAAAAAUACUGGGAUCAUUAUUGAAGGGGCAUUAGCUUAGCAUUAGCUUAGCGUUAGCUUAGCAUUAGCUUAGCGUUAGCUUAGCGUUAGCUUAGCAUUAGCUUAGCAUUAGCACAGCUGUGAAGAGAGACAGAGAGAGAGAGAGAAACAGACAGAAACACAGGCACAUAUUACAGUCUUCGCGUAUUGUUGUUAUUCCUAUAUACACUUUUUUUUUAUAUUUUUUUGUCCAUCUAAAUAAAUAAAUCAUUCAUUUUUCUUGCUACCGCUAGCUGUUUUGCUAGCUUUGUGAUUUAGUUAUUAUUUUACGAUGGAAUUGAGAGUCGGGAACAGAUACAGGCUCGGGAGGAAAAUCGGUUCGGGUUCCUUUGGAGACAUUUACUUGGGCACGGACAUCUCGGUGGGCGAAGAAGUCGCCAUCAAGCUAGAAUGCGUGAAGACGAAACACCCCCAGUUGCACAUCGAGAGCAAAAUCUACAAGAUGAUGCAAGGAGGAGUGGGGAUCCCGACAAUUAAAUGGUGCGGAGCUGAAGGAGAUUACAACGUGAUGGUGAUGGAGCUCCUUGGCCCCAGUCUGGAGGAUCUGUUCAACUUCUGCUCCCGCAAAUUCAGCCUCAAGACUGUUCUACUGCUGGCUGACCAGAUGAUCAGCCGUAUCGAAUACAUCCACUCGAAGAACUUCAUCCACAGAGACGUGAAGCCCGAUAACUUCCUCAUGGGCCUGGGGAAGAAAGGCAACCUCGUUUACAUCAUCGACUUCGGCCUGGCCAAGAAGUACAGAGACGCUCGGACGCACCAGCACAUACCAUACCGAGAGAACAAGAACCUCACCGGCACGGCCCGCUACGCCUCCAUCAACACACAUCUUGGCAUAGAGCAGAGCAGAAGAGACGACCUGGAGUCGCUCGGCUACGUGCUUAUGUACUUCAACCUCGGUUCUCUGCCCUGGCAAGGACUCAAGGCCGCAACCAAGAGGCAGAAAUACGAGCGGAUCAGCGAGAAGAAGAUGUCCACGCCCAUCGAAGUGCUGUGCAAAGGAUACCCGUCCGAGUUCGCCACGUACCUCAACUUCUGCCGCUCCUUACGCUUCGAUGACAAGCCCGACUACUCCUACCUGCGACAGCUCUUCAGGAACCUCUUCCACAGACAGGGAUUCUCCUACGACUACGUCUUCGACUGGAACAUGCUGAAGUUUGGAGCCAACAGAGCGGCAGAGGACGCCGAGAGGGAGAGGAGGGACCGAGAGGAGCGCCUGAGACACAGCAGGAAUCCGGCGGCCAGAGGAAUGCCGUCAGCCUCCAGCAGACCCAGAGGAACGCAGGACGUAGCACCACCCGCUCCGCUCACACCCACCUCACACACAGGAAUGGAGCGUGAGAGGAAGGUCAGCAUGCGGUUACACCGCGGCGCUCCGGUGAACAUCUCCUCCUCUGACCUGACCGGCCGACAGGACACCUCACGAAUGUCCACAUCACAGGCUCUGUCCCGCGUCACUCCGAGCGGCCUGCAGUCUGCUGUUCCUCGAUGAGCGUCUGCGCAGCCGCAGUCACCCUGAGCAAAUCAAAGCCACACACAGACUCGACCUUUUCUUUUAUUUUCCUCAACACACUAACACAAACUGUCACUGAUGGAGACGGAGACACACACACACACACACACACUCUCUCACAGUCGCACUCGAAUCAAACAGCCGAGGCGUGUCGUCUCCACGUGUUUCUUCACUCUGUUUUACUCAGCCCUCCGGAGUGGGUGGGGCUUUGGCUGAAGGGGGAGGGUUCUAGGCGGAGCCAUCAUGAGCAAAAAAAAUCCCACAAACCCACUCGGCUUCAGACGGAGCCGUACUCACUGAUAGCCAUCGAUUUUGUUUCUCUGAACUGUUUAUGAUUUUAAAUUUUUUAAUCCUUUAUAUAUAUAUUAUUUUUUUUCCUCUCGUUUAUUAACGAAGAUUAAACUCCACCAGCCGCAGGUGUGCCGAUUCGCGUGAGACGACGUUUCGAAACGUUCUCACGAAACGAUCCAGGUGGACGAAAUCGUAGACGACAGAAAGCAUUAAUUACGUUUUUUUUUUUUCCUUUCUUUCGUUUUCUAAAGUGUAAUCGUUUUUUUUUUUUUCUUCGUGCAAACUUCGAGCUGUUGAUUACGUUUUUGAGACUUUAGGUCAGAUCUGUGGUGGGGAAUAAACCAGCGUUUGACUUGAUUAUAGACGUUUAUUUGUUGUGAGACGUGAAUAAAUUGAUCACAUCGCAGUCGCACCGGAAUUCAUUGACGUUUUGUGUCCGUCGUCGUCAUCUUUUUAUUUUAUUUCAUUUUAUUUUUCCUUUCCCUUCCCUCCUCCUUGCAUUCCCAGAAGCUGUGAAGUUCACAUUGCUGCAGUUCUCUCUCUCUCUCUCUCUCUCUCUCUCUCUCUUUCUUUCUUUCUCUCUCUCUCACAUGGACGUGUGUUAAGUUUGGGAUCCGUGUCCACGUUGCGUGUUUGUCGUGUUAAAGGACUAUAGCAUGUUGAUUUGGUUGGGGUUUUUUUGGGGGAGGGUUUAAUGACUUAAGAAUCCAGGGAUCGAAUGCCGAUGAUCUUUGAGAGAGAGACGGAGACGUCGUCACCCUUUAAGCAAACUUUUUUCCUUUUUAACCUUUGAUAUUUUAUUGGCUAAACGUUUUUUAGGCUAAAUUCUGGGCGGUGCUCGAGUUUGUAGAAGGAAAUCAGCGGCUCUUCGGCGUAGUCGAGCGUGUAGGCGUUUCUCUGUAGUCGGGCGGGGUGACGUAGUAGUGCUGAGGAAACUCAUUCUGUUGUCAUGUAUAUAGGAAGUUGUGUAGUUGAUCUCGAGGUACCUUUUCUCUCCCCCAGCUGUAGCCUCUCGUUUGGUUGGUCGUCUGGAUGUGUGUGUGUGUGUAUAGUGUGUGUGAGCCAGACUUUAGUGUUUUAGAGGGACGAUAAGGACUUUGUUACCCCUCCCCCCCUUAUCUCUCUGUCUUUUUUCUUCUAUACGCGGUGCCGGUGCGAGCGAGCGAGAGCACACGUUGGGAUCGAGUGAUUCUGGGGUUCCUUUUUUUUUUUCUUUUCUUUUCUUUUUCCCCCCCUUUGUCUGAUUUCAUCACCACCCAAUCACCACACUGUGCUGUAUCUGAUGGAAUGAUGGGAAUCUUCCUGCUUGGGAAGGUUUUAUUUUUUUUUUUCUUCCUCAUUUGUAUUGCCACUGUAUUUGUGUAUUUUAAAUCGUGUAAAUAAAUUAAUAAGUACUUGUA
This is a messenger RNA of Tachysurus fulvidraco (yellow catfish), 3511 nucleotides long. RefSeq names its product casein kinase 1, delta a (gene csnk1da). The record is from RefSeq and is a predicted model, not a curated record. The transcript has 9 exons. Gene Ontology annotation, cellular component: cytoplasm; spindle microtubule; nucleus. Bases 582 to 1799 code for a protein of 405 amino acids. NCBI's taxonomy places the organism in Eukaryota, Metazoa, Chordata, Actinopteri, Siluriformes, Bagridae. Gene Ontology annotation, biological process: positive regulation of canonical Wnt signaling pathway; non-motile cilium assembly; positive regulation of proteasomal ubiquitin-dependent protein catabolic process. Gene Ontology annotation, molecular function: protein serine/threonine kinase activity; ATP binding.